UCUCAAACUCAAAAUAAUUUUACAAUAAUUCGAAUCAGUCUGCAACAGAUAUCGUUCAAUUGAUUUGUACAAGAAACAGUACUCACAAUGUCUAAUCUGCCUACUACUUUUGACAAGCCCGUCCUACUCGGUGUCAUCGGAGGAACUGGUCUCUACCAGCUCGACUCCCUCACUCCUGUUGCCAGACUCACCGUCAGCACUCCCUGGGGCCAUCCCUCUUCGCCAAUCACCAUUUCCCUGACAAAGUCUGGCUUUCCCAUUGCCUUCCUUGCCCGUCAUGGUGUGCACCAUCAGUUCAAUCCCUCUGAGGUUCCUUCGCGUGCCAACAUCGCUGCCCUGAAGAGUAUCGGAGUCAAGGCGAUUAUCGCCUUCUCAGCAGUCGGUAGUCUGCAGGAGCACAUUCACCCGAGAGACUUUGUGCUUCCCACCCAGAUCAUUGACCGUACCAAGGGUAUCCGCCCGUCGACGUUCUUUGAGAACGGCAUGGUUGGCCACGUCGGAUUCGGUGAUCCCUUUGAUGCGAAGCUUGCUGCUGUCAUUGCUAAAGCCGCGCCCGUGCUGGAGAAGAACGGGUCGCAAUUGCACACCAAGGCUUCAACUGGUGGAGAUCUCACUUUGAUCUGCAUGGAGGGUCCUGCCUUCAGCACCCGUGCUGAAAGUAACAUGUACCGCAGCUUUGGUGGAUCUGUUAUCAACAUGUCUGCCAUUCCCGAGGCAAAGUUGGCUAAGGAAGCCGAGAUAUGCUACCAGAUGAUUUGCAUGUCAACCGACUACGACGCCUGGAGAGAAGGCGAGGAAGCUGUCACCGUCGAGACAGUCGUCAGUCACCUGAAGGCCAACUCUGCCAACGCUCAUGCGUUUACUGAGGCCAUUCUCGAGCACCUCGAGGGCGAGAUCGUUGCCGGUACUGUUGGUCGCGAUCUCGAGGGCUCGAUGAGAUUCGCGGUUUCGACUGCGCCCAACGCUGUGGCGAGGGAGAUGCUUCAGAAGAUGCACUUCUUGCUCCCUGGAUACUGGCCUUUGGACUGAAUGGUUGUUUAGCAAUAGCCUGUCGUAUACCUUUCUUAUGUUCAAUAGAAGUAGAAAUAAAUUGCCAACAGCACAUGCCAUUAUAUAAUAUGAGGGCU
Myxozyma melibiosi is the source of this 1127-nucleotide messenger RNA. RefSeq names its product putative methylthioadenosine phosphorylase. Gene Ontology annotation, molecular function: S-methyl-5-thioadenosine phosphorylase activity. Lineage: Eukaryota; Fungi; Ascomycota; Lipomycetes; Lipomycetales; Lipomycetaceae. The record is from RefSeq and is a predicted model, not a curated record. Gene Ontology annotation, biological process: nucleoside metabolic process. Bases 88 to 1029 code for a protein of 313 amino acids. The transcript has 5 exons. Gene Ontology annotation, cellular component: cytosol.